AGUGGGUGUUGCCUUGUAGACAGUGUUAAACGGUCUUCGCUGUCUGUUUGAGCUUUGACUUUUGCUAUACAAUGUCAACGUGGUCUUUCAAGAGCUGAGGUGUCACAAAUUUGCUCGUUAUAUACAGGCAGUAUAGAGGUAUAGCAAAUAUAACGAUUGUCUAUUUCUUGCUUUCGCUAUAAUUGCGUCGAUUAAGCUCUCGUGUUUCGUAUCGUUGCAUUAAUGUGGUGAUGCAUUGAUCGGUACGAAAGCCUAGCUGAUACGUGAAGUUCCGCAGAAGUUUCAGACUUGCUCAGGGUGACUGCAAUAUCAAUAACUGUCAAAUUUCAAGCUACCUUGGGGAAGAGAGCGACACUGCAACGCUGACGGUGGAGAACGAACUAUAAACAGUGCAUUGCUGCUAUAUAAAAUUAUAUGAUAUUAAACUAAGAGAUACGUACAGUAGUUUAGUACCUCACCAGUAAUACUACAGAUUUGACUAACUGGUUACGAAAGCCGUACACAUUUGAACUUGCGAGUAUAAUACCAUAAAUAGCCGGUGUAUGUAAUUACUACAGACUCAAACUAACUAAAACCAGAAUUACCGUGUAUCAUCAGUCGUUCCACAGAUUAAAACCUGCUUAGAAAGAACUACAGUACCUCGCACAGCGCAAGGCAUUCCAUAGAUUGAAACUGGCGGUGAAAAGAGAAGUACAUUUCAGCACCGACAACAAUAUGUCGACCGUCCCUAACAGCCCUCGAAGUCGUGUGGUGGGACGCGAUCUAACUUGCUACCUAUGUCACCAGCACUACAAAAACCCCAAACUCCUGCCCUGUCUGCAUACGUUUUGCCAAGAAUGCCUGGAGAAAGCCCACGAGAAACAGAACGAGGCCUUCCUGACGUGCCCGUCCUGCCGAUCGAGGGUCAACUUGAGCGCAAACGGUGGAAUUGGAAGUUUAAAAUCGAACUUCAUGGUGAAGAAUAUGUUGGAUCUACUCGCGGUGAACCUUAAGGAGGUGAUCAAUUGCGCGAAUUGCAAGGAUCAGAAUCGCGUCACGGUGCGCUGUGCGGAAUGCGCGGAGUUUUUAUGCCAACCGUGCGCGGAUGGGCACAAGCGCGUGCGAUUCACUCGAAACCACAGUCUAAUGACGCUUACGGAAUGCGAAAAUCAAGGAAAAAUCCACAGCACAGCGUAUUGCCCGAAACAUGAAGACGGGAUCUUGAAAUUGUUUUGCGAGACUUGUCAGAUUCCCAUGUGUCGGGAUUGCACGAUCGUUGAACACCCGAUCACGGUGCACGAAUAUCGCUACGUUGAAGAAGCGUUCGAAACGUGUAAGGACGCUCUGAGCACGCUCUCGAAUGAAGUAGGCACGCAGAUACCAAAUAUCGUUGAAGCCGUUGGCCAAGUGAAUGAUAUAUCACAGCAGUUGGAAAUUAACAAGGGUUCUGUUGCAAGAGAUAUUCACAUUUAUAUUGAGCAGUAUGUAUCGGCGUUGCGACAGAGGGAGAAAGAGCUUCUCGGAGAGAUGGAUCGAAUUUAUAACAAAAAACGACAAGUAUUGUCUCUUCAGAAAGAGAAGUUGGAACAGGAUUUGAGCAAGCUGAAGAUUGCCACUGAAUUCACUAAUAAGGUAAGCUUGUCCAGAUCAUGUAUACAGUGCAGUGUUGAGCGGGCGAUGUAAUUAUAUAGGACAGUUCUGAGUCUGUCGGUUCUAAUCUUAAGCUUUAUAGUCUUUUCUUCCCAGAGGUCCAGUAAGGGUAACCCCUUAUUGAUCCAGUGUUACUGCAGGAGGAAACCUAAACUAAACUAACUUUGUUUAUGCUGAAUAACUCUAUCAGUUCUAAACUGUUCUUCCUAGAGGUCCAGUAAGGAUCAUCUCUUAUUGAUCUAGUGUUACUACAGGAGGAAACCUAAACUAAACUAACUUUAUUUAUACUGAGUAACUCUAUCAGUUCAAUAUAAAGCAGGGCAGGAAUGAAUAAUUUUUUUCGUAAUAAUAUUUUUUGAUGAAGUAACAACUAAUUCAAUUUUUUCUAGAUAUUAAUAUAUGGCAGUCCUUUGGAAGUCCUUGGUAUAAAGAAACAGCUCUCGGCCCAUCUGAAGAACCUUAAGUCUAAAAAACACCAAUGUGUCCCACUGGCUCCACAGGAGAGUGAUCAAAUAGAAUUCCAGCUAGACUCCCAAGUCGCCCAGAAGCUCAUGUGUAUCCCAGAUUUUGGCGACAUUGUUAGUGGGCCUCUGUCGUACUCUAAUGCCACGAUUGUCGAGGGCGAUGGUUUGAAGCGGGCCAUUGCGGGAAAACCAGGUAAUCAAUAUCUGCAGUAAAUGGUCGAUACAUUUGUAUCGUAAUAGCUGAAACAUACCAUUGGGUGAUUGCAGCUAUAGACUAAAUUUUGAUCAAGGCAAGAAGAACGAAAUCCAACACCACAGCUAGAAAGAGCGUCUUCGAAUGAGUAGAACUGCAAAGAUUGGUUGCUAAAUGUUGUAAAAUAAAGAAAAUAUAGCCCUGUGAAGUUCGCAAAUUUUGUAUGUAUUUGUUUUACGCGCGGUAAAAAUAACCACUUUCGGCUCAAAAAUGGUAUUUUCCCGCGCAUAAUGCAAAUAUAUACAGAAUUUGCGAAGUUCACAGGGCUAUAUUUUCCUCAUUUUACAACAAUUCGCAACCAAACUUUGCAAUUUUACUCAUUUUAACAUGCUCUUUCCAGCUAUGGUAAUCGACCAUUUGUCUCUCAAAUCUAACAUAACAUAGCAAGCGAAAUUAUUCUUCUUUUUCACCAGCCACGUUUACCAUCAAGAAGAAUCCUUUCUAUAUUGAUGAUGGUGAUGAUGAUGAUUCGGGCAGUAUUCUCAAAGUGAAAAGUAAAGACGCAGAUAGCAUUGAGGACGUUGAUAUCACUGAGGAGGAACAUGGGACGUAUAGGGUCACAUAUCUGCCACAGACGCCAGGUAAUGUUCAGGUUUAAGAUCAGGGGCCUGUUGUACGGAGUCUGGAUAGCGCUAGUGAGUUAUUCAAGCUGGGUUUUUUCUUGAUUUUGUAUAACCUGGAUUAAUUAAACUUUAGUAUUUGUAAAUUAAAGUUGCCUUUCAAUAAUUGUGAAGUUCAUGUCCGCAGUUUCAUAGUACUUUUCAAGCAUUUUUACAGGUUGAAAAGAUCGCUAUACAACCGGCCCCCGGGCCGUUUCGUUCGUAGUGUUGUCUCUAUUCACUGUUUUUUGCAAAUACAGAAGCUACAUUGAUUUCUGACCCAGUCUUUGACUUUCAAGCCUGCCCGGUGUGGAUAUACACUCCGAGUAACAUCACAAACAUUACAAAAAUUUGUUUACCAUUUCAUUCUUACAGGUACAGUGUGUCUGGCUGUGUUCCUAAAAGAUGACCAUAUCAAUGGCAGUCCUUUUGUAGUUUCUGUCCACAAAGAAAUCAAGUAUGAUGGUGGGAGCAAGAAACAUAUCUUGGGACUGGAUGCUGAUGGUCCUGGUCAAUUUACAUGUCCAUAUGGUGUGGCCAUCUCCCCCCUGACUGGAGAUAUCUGGAUCACUGACAGUGGCAAUGAGCAGGAUCAAAUACAGGUAAGUGAUGGUGAUGAUGAUGGUGUUGGUGAUAAUGGUAAUUAUGAUGGUGAUGGUGGUGGUGAUGAUAAUGAUGAUGGUGAUGAUGAUAAUGGUGGUGAUGAUGAUGAUGAUGAUGCCAUAAUGGUGAAUGAUAAUGGUGUUGUGAUUAUAAUUAUGAUUGUGGUAAUGAUGGUGGUGAUGGUGACGAUGAUGGUGAUUAUGAUUAUGAUGAUGGUGGUGGGUGGUGAUUAUGAUGAUGGUGGUGGGUGGUGAUUAUGAUGAUGGUGAUUAUGAUUAUGAUGAUCGUGAUUAUGAUGAUGGUGAUUAUGGUUAUGAUGAUGAUUAUGAUGAUGGUGGUGGUUGGUGAUUAUGAUGAUGAUGAUGGUGGUAAUGAUGAUGUUGGUGAUGGAUGUGGCCGUGGUGAUAGCGAUGUUGGUGAUGGUACGUGAUGGUAAUAGUCAUGUCUGGAGAUAGAUUUAACCAAUAUCAUCGUACUCUUUGUAACAGGUUUUUGGCAAGAAUAACCAGCUAAGGUUCAGAUUUGGUAAGGUUGGUAAUGAACAUGGUGAGUUCAAUGAUCCAGCUGAUAUUACUUUUGUUGGUGAUGACAGAGUGGCCGUAGUUGACAGAGGAAACCAUCGAGUGCAGAUUUUUAAUGUUGAAGGUACGAUAUCAUGAAAGAUCCUGGGCAAACUACGUUCUAGAUUCAUUGAAAUUUUGAUGUUUCCUUCUAUUUGUCUUUGAAACAAUGUUCUCGAAUGUGCUUAAAAAACCUGCCCAUUUACAACUUGUGCGACUGUUUUAGCUGAUAUUCAAUGUAAACAUAAUUCCAUUCAACAGGUCAUUUCUUGUCGACAUUUGGUAGCAAGGGAAACGAUAAUGGUCAGCUAUCAUUCCCGACAGGCGUGGCGGCCAGCGACCAUGCUAUUAUUGCAGUUUGCGACAAUGGCAACAAGCGCGUGCAGCUAUUCAAGGAUGAUGGUGCUCACCUCAUGACCAUAGACGACAGCAACCCUCACGGUAUAAAAUUCAGUUCUCCCUGGAAUGCAACCGUCAACCAUCAACACGAGUUGAUCAUUACAGAUAGCAUUAACCAUUCUGUGCUGGUAUUUGGUGGUGAUGGUAAGCUGGUACGGAAGUUUGGUGGUCAUGGUAACGGUGAUGGUGAGUUUAAUACGCCAACUGGUGUGACUGUUGAUGGUCAAAAUAACAUCUUGGUUGUCGACAGAGAUAACAACAGGGUACAAGUGUUCUCAUCCAGUGGUGUGUAUGUGGGGCAGAUUAAUACCCUGGGGGUUGAAGGUGCAGAGUUCUUUCACCCAGGGGGCAUUUGUGCGAGUCCUUUUGGGUCAGUGGUCGUAGCCGACUGUCUGUACAAGUGUGUCGAGGUGUUCCAAUUUUAGACCAUGUUAUUAGACCACGUAUUUCGCUGCUUGAUUCAGUGAAAUCCUUCUAUCAGUUGUUUUAGUAAGUGUUUACACGCCAGCAGACGGUGAUCAACGUGAUAAUUAUAGAAGCAAAUUAAACUAUAUCUCUGAAUUCAAGUGUCAAGUAAUAUUGUUAUAUCAUGACUGUAUCAGACUUGUUGGAACAACCUUGUAACAAGUCUGAUGAUAUCAACAAGAUUGUUACAAGUUGUUAACAGUUUGUUCCAGGACAAGCAGUGCGAAGACAACUUGUUGACGACUUGUUGGCAGACUUACUGCAAAAUGUGAGAUUUUUGCGUGUGUACUUACACCGUAAUAAAAAGAAUCAUUUUGAUAACUACCAGUUGACAACUAUCUGCUCCACAUUUAUGCUUAUUGAAUCAUUAUAACUAUAUAGUACAGUAUGUACUAGUCUGAAUAUGAUAUGGUGGUAAACAGGGAAUGUAUUCUUAGUGAAAGGUUUUUUUAUAUUAAAUAUACACAUUGUAGCGGUAUUCAGCUUUGAAAAAGGGUAUAUUACCGAAACCAGUAGAGUGUCUUUUCCGGAAGUUGAAAAGACAGUCAGAAGUCAGUAGAAACGUUCAUGUUUUAUGACGUCACGGUGAAGGAAUGCAGCGUGGAACUUUAACUUGAUUUAGUUUGCAUUUCUUCGUCUUUAUUUAGUUUGCAUUUCGGUAAUAAUUAACAUUGGAGACGCUCUGUAAUAGGGGCGGACCAUUAGAAAUCCCCCGGGGGGGGGGGAGAUACUGUCGCUCUACUGAGCUAUAGACAUGUUUAACCUAGCUAUUUUUGUUGCAUCUUCAUUCGACCAUUCCAACAGACAGUUAUAGUAUUUAAAAUAGUUUUUAAUGGAAAAUUUCAUACAUAAUUUUUCACUGCCCGCGCCGCAACCUUAACUGCUGUAGUAAAACAUAAUUUGAAGCUAUUGGUAAAUUAAAUUACCAUGCAGUGCUCCACAUGCUAAGAAUUACAGAUCAUAUAUUAAUUGACAAUAAAAUUUAAUUUCUCUCACUUCACAGAGUUGAAGUAUACAUAAUACACCAUGAUUCAAAAACUAGGAAUAAAGGAACCUAUCUCGCUUUUCAGUUCGUGAAAGUACGCAACACCAAAAGCUCGGAACAUUUUUAAUACUCCUAUUACAUCGACGGCAGUGAAUAGUCCAUCCGACAUUACCGUUACCACACUCCAAGGUAAAAACCCGUAUGCAUGUUCCAACAACCAUGUAUUUGCCUUCAAGCUUAGACAUCCUGCCGACCCAGAGGGGUACGUAAUAUAUUCACCGGGUUUGUAUUCAGCAGCUUCUAUAUCGCCUUCUUUCCAGUAUUUUAAUGAUCCUGUCUCUGAUAUAACUUGAAGUGUGCAAUUUAGCCAGUGCCGACCUGGGACACAACAGAAAAAUUCACAUGUAAACAUGUUAGUUUAUUGUAUCCUAUUCCCCCGAAUAUAAAAUAAGUG
Messenger RNA from Paramuricea clavata, 6411 nucleotides. Lineage: Eukaryota; Metazoa; Cnidaria; Anthozoa; Malacalcyonacea; Plexauridae. The record is from the annotation of a GenBank genome assembly.